AACGCAGUUUUUUCAUGUACCCUUGGUUUACUCUAUUUACUGAAUACUAUACUUGUAAAUUAUCAGAGAUACAAGUCCCUGUUGGUAGAGGUAGAACUUCAGCUACAAUAAUCACCUCACAAUGAAUGAAGAGAUACCAAGGGGAAACUUUGAAGAGUCAGUGCCUUCUGAUGCAGGUCGGGCUGAUGACAUUCCAAAAGUUUCGCUCUCACCUAGCACAACAGAUGAGUCACGUUUCAAUUUGGAGAACACAAAGAUCUAUUUCACAAGACAUGGAAUACGGAUCAUAGAUCGUGGAGAUAAUACAAAGACAACACUUCUUCAUGCUGCUGCUGGCUUUGGUGAUAUAGAAUCUGUAAGAUACCUUCUAGAGCAAAAUGUAGAUGUGAAUAUUACAGAUGAAAGAGGGUUAACUCCACUACACAAUGGUGUCCACCACAACCAUUAUGCAAUUGCAGAACUUCUUGUUGAGCAAGGAGCAUCUGUGAACAGGGAAGAUGUGUGGGGAUUUACACCGCUGCAUUUAGCAGCAGAGGUUAAAGAUUGGAAUAUCUAUCAGCUCCUAUUGAAGAAUGGAGGCGAUGGCAACAAGAAAAAUAGGAAUGGUGAUACUCCAAAUGACCUAUUUCUGAAACAGAUAAAGAGUUUUGAUGUGCUUCAGAGAAAACAAACCAAGGCUACGAAUUUACAUAAGAAAAGUUUGAAACAAGAAAACUCAAUUGAUGGCACAAAUGACAGUCAGGGCUCUGAUCAGUUAGCUGGAAUGCAACCUUGUCCAUCUGUUAUACUGGACACAGAAACUUCUCGAACACCAGAGGUACCACCAAGCCUAGUUGGAAUCAUGGGCACAAAUCUCCAGCAGGCAGGAAUAAAUAGAGAUCCACCAUUCAAAAGCAGAGGUGUGAUUGUUGGUAAUGAGCAGUCAGUGACUGAAGACUUUACUAGGGUUGGUCAGCAUAGUAUAAAUCCAAGUGGGAAAUCAGCAUCAUCUUGUCAUCAAGCAAACAUUCCUACUCAGAUAUUAGAGUUCACGUCUGCUCAGCUGCCUCUGGCAAACAUGAUAGAGAAAUCAGAAGAUACAUUGUCACAGAGAAGCGAUGUGUCAAAGUCAACAAGUGGUUACUCUUCCUUGCUAUCGCAGACAGAUGCCCCCCUUCGACAAGAUGAGGUGGGCAACAAAAGAAAAGCCAUAGAUCAGGAUACACUAGGUGGGAUCUUGUUUCAAAAGCAGCAAACAGAAAAAAGGCAAAGAUUGCAUAGAGGGAGUGCAAGCAUUCAGAGCUUUUCAAGGCAUUUCAGUGACACACUUAUGAAUAAGCCUUUUGCAUCUCCAAUGAGCCCUAGACCAGCUUUUAAUACUUCCCAGUUUCGUUCUCCUUUCAGUAACGAAUCAUCCCAUUUGAGAACAAGCCAUCACGAGUCCAGUUUGUACCCAGGGAAAACCAAAUUUGGUGGUAAUUCAUCAGUAUCAUUCCGAUCUCAAAGAAAUGUGGAUCUCAGUCAGUCACUGCUCAGUCCGGUGAAGGCCAAGCCAAGAUCGAAUUUCAACAAAGAGGCAGUGACUAGCUCAACUGCUAAAAGAAUCUUUGAAGCAUUGGAUAAGAUUCCAACCUCACCAAGUGGUGCCAUGACUGUUCCACCUUUUUUGUCAAGAAAUUCCACUAGAUCUUUUACAAAGAAUGGACCACCAACACAGAAAUUGAAUAUUAGUCAGGUUCCAGGAGAAACCAUUAGCAGGGCUACAAGACUGGAUACAGACGUUUUGAAUAGUGAAGCUAGGACACCUGCUGAUGAAAUGAGAGUGAAUUUGUACAACAGGGACAAUGCUUCAGCCAGAUCAGCUGUAGAAGACAACACUGUACAUCUUCAAACAGAAAAUCAAGGAUCAGCAGAUACAGUAGUAAGGCCAAAAGAUCUUCUGGAGAGCCCUGAAAAUUUGGAAGCUACAGAAAUACCAGAAGCUGCCGGUGAGAGUACAACAGAAAAAGGCAGAAAACGUGUAAAAGUGAGAAACAUGUCAAAGAGACAUCAUUCAAAAAUUCAAGAUAAAUCCAAAAUAAAAAAAGCAGCCAUCCUUACCAGUAGGCGAAAAGGUCACCUUCAGAAAAAUCUGGAAAAAUCAUUCCAGGGUAAUGAAAAGUCCACACAGUUUAGAGGUAAAACAAACCAGGAAAGAAUGCAAACAGUCCUUCAUCUAAAGAAAGGUGCCGAUUCUGAUUGGAAAAUUGUUAAACCUGUGGUAAAUGAUGGUUUUCACAAGCCACCAAAAACCAGUACAUGUAGUACUUCAUAUAUACCUGAAGCAUUGCAUGUUUUCGAGCAAGAUACCGGAGAAUCACAAUCAGCAGAAUUAGGAAGCAAAGAAGGUGAUAUACCAGCCUGUAUGCAAAGUGAUACAUCUGAUGGGAUUGUUAAUGUGGUGUCAGUAGCUAAUUCUAAUCAGUUAAGCUUUGGGGCUUAUACGGAACCAGGAACAUCUAUGACUGCUUUAGUUGAGCCUGUGUCUGAACAGAAACAUAAUACUAAGUGUAGGUAUGGUACAACGGAGCAAGCAGAAGAAGGCUGCAUUCCAUUUGCAGAUCAUUCAAGUCCAAAAUCCGUCUCUGAAAGGCAACAAAAAAUUGCUGUUUUGAGAAAUGAAUUCAGAAAUACUCCAAAGGAACAACAUAAACUUUUAUUUAGCAACUUUAAGUCUGUUUUAGCACAAGCUAAUCAUACAUCUCAUCCUGAACUACCUGAUCAGCAUUCAGAUCAAAAAGCACAGCCAGUACCAUCUCACAGUCUGGCUGAUGUUGAAAGUAAUAAUUUACAACAUGAAAUUGAAAUGGUUUCUCAGUUGCCGAACUUUGAUGCUAUUGGUUUGGAAGAGGAAAGAGUCAAUAAUUCAGGGACGAGUAUAAAGAAUACUGUCUAUGAGUACUUGACAAAGAAGGAAAGCAAUGGUUAGGUUGAUAAUGGUAAAAGAGGAAGAAAACAGCGCAAGAACAAUAACACCAAGGCUUCUUGUCUUGAAUAAUUGUUAGUGAUCUCUUUUUAUGCCCUCCCACCCACUUUGUACAAGAGGAUGUAUAUAGUGUGUCUGAUUGUAUGUGUAUCUGUCUGUCUGUCUGUUGGUUGGUAGGUCAGCCAAUCAAUACAUCUAAGUAAGUAAGUUUAUUUGGCACAAGUGUACAUGACAUGGCAAUAUAGCGAUAAAACAAAUUACAAAUCAAUGCAUAAUAAAUAUUACAUAGUGACAAACCAACAAAUCAUUAGACAGUUAUAUCAUAUUACUCAGCAAAACCAUGUAAUGCUCACCAAUACCAGGGAUAACACAAAAAAGAUGAAAUGAUUCUUCUUAUUUCCAUUGUGGUCCCUGUUAUUGGCGGCAUGACACAGAAAGUCACGUUUAACUAUUAUAUUUUGAGUAAUAAAGUAACAUACAUAAUUUUAAAUACUAAAUAAUUUAUGAAAGCUAAUUGAGAUCACAUAUAUGUAUCACAGUAAAAGAUUUAUCACAUAAUAUUUCAUGAGGAAUGGUCAGUGAAUGAUAAAAUGAUCACAAAGUUGUCAGCCAAAAUAGAAAACUCACUACUUCUGACGAAAAUAAGAAUAUUUAUACUUUAAAAUGUAAGUAUAGCUACAUUUAAAUGAAAUCAGUACAACAGCAAAAAUAAAAAAUAUAAAUGACCGAGAUAAGAAUUAUAUUUCUAAGACCUGUCUGUUUAAAUCAAUUAAAAGAUUUUAAUAUACUACAACUGAAAGGCUAUUAAAAUCAAUUAGGCAUUAAAUAGGAUUUGAUGACAUACUUAAAUGAAUGGGAAGAUUCAAUAUCCCUAAGAUGUUGAGGGAGACCAUUCCGCAAAACAACCCCAUUGUAAACAAAAGACUUUCUACCAAAGCUACUCAUCCUCUCUGGCAAAGAAAACCGACCAAUAUCAACAAAGGAAUAAUUAGAAUCAAAAGAAUUUUAUGAUGGAAGUGCAGACACUCUAGAUCUAGUAAAAUGGUCAUGGGCUGGAAAAUGGGAUGUAAAAUGCUCCUUAAGAUAUUCUGGUGCAGUGCCUGACUUUAUUCUAUGGACGUGACAGAGAGUUAUCUGAUCUACUCUCUUUGAGACAGGUAACCAGUUUAGAGACUUGAGAAUUGCUCUGACCCAACAUGAGACCUCAUGUUCAAAGCAGAUCUGAUCAUUUUGUUUUGAGUAGUUUGAAGCCUAUUUUUCCAAUACUUGGUCAAACUUGGAUACCAACUAGAGCAUACAUAAUCAAAAGACACUGUAUCAGAGGCAUUACUAAAGCUUCUUAGUAUGAAGAUCCAAAAACUGAUCCUUUCUAUGAAGGAAUUUUAACCGAGCAUUAGACUUUGUGACCACUUAACGUGCAAUUUCAUCACCGGAAAGCAUCUAAAGUAUGCUUAGAGAAUGCCUAGGCCUACAGUAGUCAAACUUGAUAGGAGAAUUGCCUGACGAGAAGAUGACCUCCAUUGUUCUGGAAAUCAGUGGGUAUAUUCAGAUUAAAAAAGGUUUCCAUUCAAUAACUAAGGAACCCUUUGGCCCAGAGUCAUCAAACUUUAUUUGAUAAUUGCCUGUGGUAAGACAAUGACCAUGAAAAUAAUUUCCUCUUGAUACCUUAAGACCUUUUUGGAUGACUGUUGUCAAUCUUCAUGUGAUUGCUUGUGGUUAGUAGAGGACACUUAGUUUUGGGGUUCGUAGGCCAAAGGUCAAGGUUACUGUGACCAUUAUACUGAAAAUGGUUUCUGCUUAAUAUGUGAUAGUCUUUUUUGUCAGGACUUUUAAUGUUUCAUAGGAUAAUCAGUGGUCGGAAGCUGAUUCUUCAUAAUUGGAAAUAAUUAGGUCCCAGAGAUCAUGACAUUGAUCUUCAGCCUAGAAAUAGUUCCAGCACAGUAAUGCAAAAAAAAACUGUGGCUUAAGAUGGUCAAACUUCAUAAAAUUGGUUCCAGUGGUUAGAAUAGCUCCUGGACUAAUCUUUUUACAUUUCUAUGAUUGAAUGUAGUAAACUGAGCCAAUCUAUAUCCUAUGUCCAAUAUCAUGAUAAUUUUAACAUCAUUCCUCUGUGAAAGUCUCUAAAAUAGACUGGCUUUUGUCUCUAUGGAAUUGAAUUCGACAAAAAGGGUGAAAAUGUAGAAACGUAUUUAUUAUCAGUCUAGUGGCUAGUCUAGCCAGUGGUGUGUAGAUGUCCUCUAUUGGGGGUCAAAGAUCAAUGUAAACAUGACCUUGAGACUGACCAUGAUUUUGGUCAAUAACAAGGUGACCAUUACUGAAUUUGGAAGUUUGAAUUUUAGCUGUUUCUUUGAAUUCUCGCCCUUUAUUCAGUGCUGGAAUCUCAAUUGGUUAAAGCUUUUAUAUGUUAACUUGUAUCUCAGUAACGACUAGUUUGGAACUUCACAUACGGAUUUUCUAUGAUGGUUGGUUUACUGCUAUUAUCUGACAUGUAAUAAAUGUUAUUAGAUUUUGCUUUUCACAAAGUAACAUCCACUUUAAGCUCACCUGAACUGAUGGUUCAUGUUAAGCUGUAAGUGUUCGUAGAUGCUCUGGUGUCCAUCAUCCAUUGCCAACAAUUUACAUAAAUAUCUCUGAAACUACUGGUCAGAAUUACACCAAACUUUGACUAGAGCAUCCAGGUAAGGUCCCAUUUCAGGCUUGUUUAAAUGGUUCCACUUGACCCCUAUUAUAGUCGCUAAGGGUUGCUAGAGUUAAAAACAGAAAAUCUUGCAAACAACCUUCUCUUAUGAACCACUUGAUGGAUCUUCAUCAAAUUUGGUCUGUAGCAUCUUUAUUGAUUACUUCACUUGGCGCAGGGAGGUAUUUAGUUUGUAACUGUAAUUUCCUAUGGAUUUAAAUUUGCUCAAAACUUUACUUUUGAAAUUACUGCAUAAAUUUGGACAAAGCUCGCUGUCUUUACCAUUUGCCUGCUGCUAAAAGGGCAAAUAUAAGAUUCGGUGUCAGUUAUAUUUCAUUGGUAUUGCCAUUUUAUUAUGUUCAUACUUACUUACUAAAAAUGUUGAAAAAAUUAGAUUAUAAUAUGAGCCGCGCCAUGAGAAAACCAACAUAGUGUGUUUACGACCAGCAUGGAUCCAGACCAGCCUGCACAUCUGCGCAGUCUGGUCAGGAUCAGUGCUGUUUGCUAACAGUUUCUCUAAUUGCAAUAGGCUUUGAAAGCGAACAUCAUGGAUCCUGAACAGACUGCGCGGAUUUGCAGGCUGGUCUGGAUCCAUGCUGAUCGCAAAUGCACUACAUUGGUUUUCUCAUGGUGUGGCUUAUAUAUACCUUUUCUUAAGUAGAAAAUUUUCAUUAACAGUUAAUAGAUGGAUAACCUGGAGUACUCUGAACAUGUCAUUAUCACAAAAUUGUUCCAGUUCAUGUAAUCGGGUAGAGAAUAAGGAUGCACUAACACUGCUAUAGACUCGGCUGUAAGAGGUCCUGGAUUCAAGUCAUGGUCACAGCUGUGUUACAGGAUAUAUUUCCAGGUUAUGAGAUUGUUCCAGGUGUUCUAUGUUUUAAGUGAACAGUAUAAUGGAUCAUUGUUUAGCAAUCCAGAUCACUUUAAAAUGAAAUACGCACAAUUAGAAGUUAUCCAUUAUACAGAGUUCCUGCUCUACAUGUCCAAGACUAGUAACAUUUCCUUGAUCACAAAAUUUUCUUAUAUGAAAAUAUUAAAUGCUAAUAACUGAACUUUUGAUUAAAAUAUUGUAAUUGUAUAUAUUUUUGAGAAAUACAAGUGUAUGGACAUUGCAUGCCUUUCAAAGCUUUUUAACUUCGUACCUGUUUCGAAAAAAAUUGACUACUUUGUUUAAUGUAAUAAAUAUGUAUUAUUGACUUAC
Messenger RNA from Mercenaria mercenaria, 6822 nucleotides. RefSeq names its product ankyrin repeat domain-containing protein 12-like. NCBI's taxonomy places the organism in Eukaryota, Metazoa, Mollusca, Bivalvia, Venerida, Veneridae. The record is from RefSeq and is a predicted model, not a curated record. The transcript is spliced from 17 exons. Bases 122 to 2947 code for a protein of 941 amino acids. Gene Ontology annotation, molecular function: protein binding.